This is a messenger RNA of Acanthosepion pharaonis, 609 nucleotides long. NCBI's taxonomy places the organism in Eukaryota, Metazoa, Mollusca, Cephalopoda, Sepiida, Sepiidae. The record is from the annotation of a GenBank genome assembly.
AUGUUAAUGACUGGAGCCAGCAUACUUUUCCAUUUCCUUCUUCUUCACUUCUACUUUCUCGCUUCUUCUUCUCCUUCUUCUUUUUCCUCUUCACUUCUUCUUUUUCUACUCCUUCUUUUUCUUCACUUCUCUUCCUCCUCCUUCUCCUUCUUCUUCUUCUUCUUCUUCUUCGCUUCUUCUCCUCCUUUUUCUACUCCUUCUUCUUCUUCUUCACUUCUCCUCCUGCUUCUUCUCCUUUUUCUUCUUCUUCACUUUUUCUCAUUCUUUUUCUACUCCUUCUUCUUCUUCUUCUUCUUCUUCUUCACUUCUCCUCCUCCUUCUUCUCCUUUUUCUUCUUCUUCUUCACUUCUUCUCCUCCUCUUUCUACUCUUUCUUCUUCUUCUUCACUUCUCCUCCUCCUUCUUUUUCUUCUUCUUCUUCACUUCUUCUCCUUCUUUUUCUACUCCUUCUUCUUCUUCACUUCUCCUCCUCCUUCUUCUUCUUCUUCACUUCUUCUUUUUCUACUCCUUCUUCUUCUUCACUUCUUUUCGCUUCUUCUUCUUCUUCCUCUUUUUCUUCUUCUUCUUCACUUCUUCUUCUCCUUCUUCUUCUUCUAUUACUUUCAUCUGA